AAAAAAUCUCUCUAUCGAUUCAACAGAGACUCCGUCGCCAACCGGCUGGAUGUGCGGGCAAGGCGGGGCUCAGCUAUGCUGCUGAGUGGCCUUGGAAUAAAAUUGGGGGAAGGCUCAAAGUACCUUGAACUAAAAGAAACCUGCCUCCGUCUCUCUCUCUCUGGUUUACUUUUCUUCCCAACAAAACUCUUGGCAAAACCCUACUUCUUCCAUUAGCUAAAAAUUUCUUAGAGGAAACAAAAAAUACUGAAAAAUGUCACAGCUUCAAUCUCGUCGACUUCUCUUAUUCUUAGUAAACAAAAGUAAUCGAUUUCAUUCAACAGUUUCAGGAAAUCCACCAAAGGCUCCCAUAGUUUCUUCUGCAUCUCUUCUCAAUAAUGCUAGUAAUAGUAAAUCUACCCCUAUUCCUCCUCCUAUCCCUGUUCCUAACAUGGGUUUUGAAGACGACGAUCAUGAUCCGUGGAGAUUUUUGAAGUUUGGGCUUUUUGCAUCUCUUGCUGGAGCUGCUAUUACUGCUGGUUAUGCCACAUAUGCUUACUCCUUGGAAGAAGUGGAUGAGAAAACAAAGGCAUUACGACAAGCUACAAAUUAUGCUGUAGAAAAUGAUGCACCUGGUCUUGAGAAAUUUAAGGCUCUGGCUUACAGAACUGCAAUGACGGUCCCUGCUAAAUCCACUGAGCUGUACCUGGAUCUCAGAAAGACAUUGGAAGAACAUGUCCGGGGUUUUACAGAACCAACAUCUGAAAAGCUUCUCCCAGAUAUGCAUCCUCUGGAGGCCCCACAUGUUUUUACUCUUGUGCUGGAUCUGAAUGAGACAUUGGUACACUCUGAUUGGAAGCGUGAAAGAGGAUGGAGAACCUUCAAAAGACCAGGAGUUGAAGCCUUUUUGGAACAUCUUGCCCAAUUUUAUGAAAUUGUUGUUUAUUCUGAUCAGCUACAGAUGUAUGUCGAUCCGAUAAUUGAAAGGCUUGAUGCAAAGGGAUGUAUACGAUUUAGGCUAUCAAGGUCUGCAACCAGAUAUCAGGAUGGGAAGCAUUAUAGGGACUUGUCAAAGCUGAAUAGAGAUCCUAAAAGGAUCAUAUAUGUAAGUGGUCAUGCAUUAGAAUCUACACUGCAGCCAGAGAAUGCUCUUCCAGUUAAGGCUUGGAAGGUCGACCCAGAAGAUACAACUCUUUUGGAUCUUAUUCCAUUUCUAGAGUUUGUUGCUCGCCAGAGACCUGCUGAUAUUAGACCAGUGCUUGAAUCUUAUAAAGGCCAGGAUAUUCCAACUGAGUUCAUCAAACGUUCAAAGGAGCUUCAGAAGCUUAAAUCACAGAAGCAGCAGCAGCCUGGCCGUCUCUGGCGAUGAUCAUUGUGCCUUAAAGAUUAGAUUUACGGGAAUGACUAGUUUGAUUGAUCGUUUGUGAAGAGAUAAGAAAGAAAUAUAACCUAUAUCAGUUUCAUGGGAUUCUGUUGGAAGAAUUUUUUCCUUACCUGGAGCUUACCAUUUUAUUGCAUACAAGCCCCUAACCCGGUGCUUAUAACUUGUGUGAAGAAAUAUUAGAUUUUUUGUUAUCAUCAGUAACACUGAACAUUCUAUAAAGCUAGAGGCUAAUCAACUAAAUCAAUGAACAAAGAAACUAAACUCUCCUUGA
This is a messenger RNA of Papaver somniferum (opium poppy), 1634 nucleotides long. Its product is annotated as mitochondrial import inner membrane translocase subunit TIM50-like. NCBI's taxonomy places the organism in Eukaryota, Viridiplantae, Streptophyta, Magnoliopsida, Ranunculales, Papaveraceae. Gene Ontology annotation, molecular function: phosphoprotein phosphatase activity. Bases 254 to 1348 code for a protein of 364 amino acids. The record is from RefSeq and is a predicted model, not a curated record. The transcript is spliced from 10 exons.